Vombatus ursinus (common wombat) is the source of this 2059-nucleotide messenger RNA. Its product is annotated as lysoplasmalogenase-like protein TMEM86A. Lineage: Eukaryota; Metazoa; Chordata; Mammalia; Diprotodontia; Vombatidae. The record is from RefSeq and is a predicted model, not a curated record. The transcript has 3 exons. The coding region runs from base 77 to 799 and encodes 240 amino acids. Gene Ontology annotation, cellular component: membrane.
CCCAGCUUGGGCCGAGGCGCAGCCGCAGCCGGCAACGGGGGCCGUUGCCCCCUGUGGGCCUGCCGCAGCCGCCAACAUGGUGUCCCCGGUCACUGUGGUAAAGAGUGAAGGGCCUAAACUGGUCCCUUUCUUCAAGGCCACCUGCAUCUACUUUGUGCUGUGGCUGCCAGCCUCCAGUCCCUCCUGGUUCAGUGCGCUCAUCAAAUGCUUGCCCAUCUUCUGCCUCUGGCUGUUCCUGCUGGCACAUGGACUUAGCUUCCUGCUUGCCCACCCCAGUGCCACCCGAAUCUUCGUAGGACUCGUCUUCUCUGCUGUGGGUGAUGCCUUCCUCAUCUGGCAGGACCAGGGCUACUUCGUGCAUGGACUGCUGAUGUUUGCAGUGACCCACAUAUUGUAUGCUUCAGCCUUUGGCAUGCAGCCCCUGGCCCUGCAGAGAGGCCUAGUGAUAGCAGUGCUUUCUGGACUCUGCUAUGCCCUCCUCUACCCCUAUCUGUCUGGCCCUUACAUCUACCUAGUGGGAGCCUACGAGGCACUCAUUGGUUUCAUGGGCUGGAGGGCUAUGGCAGGCCUGCGACUGGUCGGGGCACACUGGCGCUGGACAGAACUGGCUGCGGGCAGCGGAGCCCUUCUCUUCAUCAUCUCUGACUUGACCAUUGCCAUCAACAAGUUCUGCUUCCCUGUCCCCUACUCUCGAGCAGUCAUCAUGGCCACCUAUUAUGCUGCACAGAUGCUCAUUGCACUUUCUGUUGUAGAGAGCCGAGAUCUGGGUGGGAACUUGGGGUUGAGCAAGGUGGACUGAGCUGGGCAGGGGGCCAGGGUCGUGGUAACCCAAAGCCCUCCUGCCCUUUUCCCCCCCUCUUCUCAGCAGUGGGUCCCAGGUCCCAGGUCCCAGGCAUUUUCUGGAAUGGGGCAGAAUAUCUGGAGCUCCAUCCCUGGACUGUGAGAGGUGCUGAAAUGGGCCUGGAUUCUGGGUAUCUCCAGGGAAGAUGAUCUUUACCAGCACAAUCUUUGGAGGGGAGCCCAAGAAUUGGGAACUGGACAAAUAGAGAUGGUUUGGAAUGGGAGGGCAAUCAGGGAGGCCUCUCCUCCUUGGGCCUGUUGGAGGCCCCUGUGGGUCUCAGCUGUUUUGUUCUUUUCUCUGGCAUAGGGCAGGGAGAAGGGCAGGAGUACAACUCUGUGUCCCCUUAGGAUGUGUGGCGACAGAUGGAAAGACUGGGGCCUUCCAGACAUCACCCCACCUCUUUUGUUUAAACUGGUAAAGGGUGCAUCCUCAGAUCCAGAACUCAUGGAGAAGGAGGAUUCUGUGCGAAGAGGUGGCUGGGGACGGUACUACCCUACCCCAAUUUUAGGUCACUCUUGAGAAGGUGGUGGGCUUGUCUUAAUAUUGGCAGCCUUCAGGCUGCUUCUUUUAUACUUGAACAAGUUCUUGGGAGAGGACCCUCAGCCUGGGGAAGGAGUCUGCUCUGGCCUGAAUUCUUCCUGGUGCUCUUUCAAGGUUGCUCUCCCUACAGCUGGACUCCCUGCUCUUCUAAGCCUGAGCCGUCCUGUCCUCUCCUCCUCUGGAGAAGCUGACAGACAGUCCACCUGUCUUCUCGGGUUGGGCCCGAGGAGCAGAAGGACCUGGGCUUCCCAUUCUAGUGCUGUAGGCCUAGUGGUCUGUGUCAGCUCAUAUCAGGGAGGGACAGCAGCCAAAAGAAGGGGAUCUUUUUACUCUUUCAUGGGUUCCCUCUGGCAGGACCCCUCUUUCUGGGUCUGUUUCUUGUUUCUUGACUUGGACAGCAACACUAGAAGUUAUCUUUCUCCAGGCCUACCCCAAGCUGUAAUCUGGAUGAAUGCACUUGGGACUUUUUUCUCUGCUUCCUGUUUCCCUAACCCAGCCCCAAUAGGUUUUCCUUUCUGCCUUCCUCGGGGGCUGAUGGGGGACUAUGUUCUAGUGGCCGUAAGGAAUCCAGGUACUGAGGCACAUUCAAUGCAAAUGGGUAGAGAAGGGUGGGACGGGCUCUGGCUCCAUUGUAUGGAAAACAAUAAAACCAGGGACCUUGUGUCCAUCCUGCUCCAA